AUGGAUGUUAAAAUGGAAAAGCGUCGUCAAUCGGCAAACCCCUAACCCCUCUUUCCUCUAAACCCUCUUAAACAUGGCGGCGAUUACCAAACGCCUCCUCCAUCUCCGCCCCACUGUCCACUUCACCUCUCACCCGAAUUCUCACCCCCUCCGCCAUUUCUCAUCCUCCGACACUCCGGAAUCCGAACAAUCGCCACCGCAUUCUUCAGUCUCCUCGAGCCUCAACGAUGUCAGAGCCAGCCUCCAAAAUACCCCACCGUCUCCUCCUCCUCCUCGCUCAUUUCCCCCGCCUCGGAACCCGCCGCCGCCGCCCCGAUCCGGCUCGAGAGAAGAUGUCAGUCAGCUGCUCUCCGAGUUUCGUGCCCGCUCCGCGCCGCCGCCGCCGAGUUCCGUCGAUAAAUACGUCUCGCUUCAUGAGCUCUACGAGAAGAACAUCAAAUCCAAGGGCCGUAGCUCCGAUUCUCCUCCCCCUGGUGACGGAAAUCGCCCGGAAUCGGGAAAGAAGGCCGCUGAUUCGUGGUCGAUUUCGAAAUUUACCAGGGAUUUGAAGAUGAAAGCGGAUCUGGACGGGAAGCUUGGUGCGGGGGGUGGGGGUUUCGUCUCCCCCUUUUCGCACAAGGAUGGGAAAGGUUUGGGGUUUGGGAAGAUUCAUGAUCGGUCUGAAUUGGGGAAGAGGCUGCAGGCGAUGAGGCCGGAGAAGCGCAAGGGGAAGUGGUUUUCGUUGCAGGAAAUGAGCGACCGGCUUGCUAAGGUCAGGGAGGCUCAGAAUAAGGAGCUCGGGAAUAGGUCUGGACUCCCGCAUGGAGUUGCAUUUGGAGUUGUGGAUGGUCUUCUUCAAAUGCACAAGGACAGUACCCAAAGGGAAAGACAGAAACACCCGGUGAAUAUUAAUAUUUUGGGUUCCAUGGGUGCCGCCCUAGAUGAGAAGAUGGCAGGGCCACCAAAAGAUCAUUUAAUUGAGAAGUAUUUUCAUCCUGACAAUAUGUCAUCUGCUGAGAAACUGAAGUUGGAGCUUAAAAAAGUAAGAGAUGAAUUUAAAAUGUCAGAGUCUGAUUGUGGUUCUGCUCGUGUUCAAGUUGCUCAAUUGACGACAAAGAUUAAACAUCUGUCAUCUGUUUUACACAAAAAGGAUAAACAUUCUACACGGGGCCUUCUAGCAAUGGUUCAAAGGAGGAAGAAGUUGUUGAAAUAUCUCAGACGGACUGACUGGGACUCGUACUGCUUUGUUCUAACAAAGCUUGGUCUCCGUGAUAACCCUGAUGUUAAAGCUUAGGCGAUUGCUACCAUGGAAAUUUAGUUUUCAGGUAAGAAAUUUCUGUAGUAGAUUUAUUCAGUCUUUGCCGUGAUUUUGUUUUUUCCGGCCACAUUUUGUUUGAACAAUAGAAAUAUGUUGUUUUCUUUAUGGAAUUCGAGAUUUUUUAAACAUGGAUACUGGGGGUAAUUGAACACCCCAAAUCUGGAAAAUUUCGAUCUUCCAAUAAUGUAAAUUAUGUUUUAGAAAUUAA
Salvia splendens (bonfire salvia) is the source of this 1505-nucleotide messenger RNA. RefSeq lists its product as uncharacterized. Lineage: Eukaryota; Viridiplantae; Streptophyta; Magnoliopsida; Lamiales; Lamiaceae. The record is from RefSeq and is a predicted model, not a curated record. Gene Ontology annotation, cellular component: ribosome. The transcript has 5 exons. Gene Ontology annotation, biological process: translation. The coding region runs from base 74 to 1273 and encodes 399 amino acids. Gene Ontology annotation, molecular function: structural constituent of ribosome.